GCACAAAGCAAUUAUCAAUUCACCCUAAAACCCUAAACAUGUUAAUUGACAAUUGUAACUCAAGAGAGUGAAGCCCAAAGUUACGACUUACGAUCCGAGAGUCUUCCCCAGCAGCCGCCUGCUACUCGCUGUGGAGGAAAUGAAUAAGUUCGGCCCAGCGACUGAACUCGUUCCAUCAACUCGCGAACCAUCCCUGUGAGAAAGGCCUGUCACCCGAUUCCGUGACUCGGCAUCGAAGAAAGGUAUCUGCUGCGCUCAGUUUGGACGAGCUCUGGAAUCGUAGAUUGUUUGUUUACUAGAGGUCUUUGAUUCCUUUGCCGGCGCUGAGAAUGAAGUUUCUAGACUGGUAUGUGAAGAUAGCCGCCGGUUCUGCUCUAAUCGGAGCUUCCAUGGAGUUCUUCAUGAUCAAGACGGGCUUCUACGAUAAGGUGACGGUUCUGGAGUCCGAGAAACGUGCUUGGGAGAAUACUCCUGAAGCUCAAGCGAUGAGGGAUGCUUUGAAUCCAUGGAGAAACCAUGAGAAGCAGUCAGAAAAGACUUCCUGAUGGUCUUUGAAUCAACCUUAGCCCAAAGUGGAGUGACAUCCAGACGGAACUACUUCAGUCUUGCAUACUGAUCACUGAGUAGCUCUCUCACUUGUUCUCAUCAUGUUGCUGCUGCUUACAGCGUUUGUUUGUGUUUUUCUUUCCCCUACUUUUGGAUGCCAUAGCUAUCAUGGUACACAGGGGAAACAACAAUUUACCCAAUUUGAAUUCGGUAGACAUAUAUAGCUCCUCUGUCUUAGGUUGCACUUCAAUUAGUUAUCUAUCUACCAUCAUUAGAGGCCACCAUGUGCAUCUGUUCUCUGCUUGAGAAUCCAAUUGCUAAGUUUGAUUGUUCUUUGAUGUUUCAAAUGUAAACGAUUACUUCGGAUGAUGAAGCCAUGGAUAUUCAAUGGAUUCCCAGUAGAAUUCUUAGAGUGGCAUUUCAGUAUUCUCAUUUCGAUGUGAUUGUGGAUGCAUGACUCUUACAUUAAAGAAGGGGUUAGGAAUUAAGAUUCAUGAACUUGUUUGUUGUAUCUUCUGUCGAUUGGUGCGGGACAUGAAUUAGAGCUUAUCGGGAUUGCUUAUUGGAGGUUUACUGUACCAAAUAUUUGAGUUGAUGAAUGUGAUGUUUAAGGAUGCGCCCUUCUUUCAUUUUUGGCUUAUGCUUUCUGUCAACUCUUGUUCC
This is a messenger RNA of Linum tenue, 1209 nucleotides long. NCBI's taxonomy places the organism in Eukaryota, Viridiplantae, Streptophyta, Magnoliopsida, Malpighiales, Linaceae. The record is from the annotation of a GenBank genome assembly.